GCCAGGAGAUGACCAUGGCGGCGAGAUUGGGGACCUCAGGCCCUCGGGCGCUGUGCUGGGCCCUGGGCGUGGCGAUGCUCAUGUGGAUGAGUUCGCCGUUGACGGGGGAAGGUCUGCGCCCUGUUUCUGCAGCCGGAGUCCGGCUGGCGGGGCCGGUUGACGCGACUUCUCCGCUCCCAGGUCCCCAGAGCGGGAGCAGCAGCAACCCUGACCCUGCGAGGGUCGGAGGGGAGAGUAUGACCCCUGACCCUGCGAGGGUCGGAGGGGAGAGUGUGACCUCUGACCCUGCGAGGGUCGGAGGGGAGAGUGUGACCCCUGACCCUGUGAGGGUCGGAGAGGGCAUUUUGACCCCUGACCCUGUGAUCAUCCCAGGGGAGAGUGUAACCCCUGAUCCCGAGAGGGCCAGAGGGGAGAGUGUGACCCCUGACCCUGUGAUCAUCCCAGGGGAGAGUGUGACCCCUGAUCCUGAGAGGGCCCCAGGGGAGAGUGUGACCCCUGACCCUAUGAGUGCUGGAGGGGAUAUUGUGACCCCUGACCCUGCAGUGGCUGGAGGAGGCAGUGUGACCCCUGACCCCACAGUGACCAGAGGAGGUAGUGUGACCCCUGAUCACCCAGGCUCACAAGGGGCGAGUGUGACCCCUGAACCCAAUCUGUGGACCAGUCAUUCCGAGAACCCGGGUGACGAGUCAUCUAAAAGUCUGACAGCAGCUGUUCCCAUUUGUAUCUGUGACUUGAUUGAAGGACUCUGUGAAAUCGGCUGUUGCUGUGACCCUGACUGUUCCGGUGAUGACAUUGGUGCCUUCUCUUCAUGCCUGCCUGGUAGUGAACCGGUUAUCAACAAGGUGUGCAUUGAACGUUCGGUGAUGUUCACCAGUAACAGCCCAUUUCCUGCAGGUUUCGUUGAAGAUGGUCCAGACACUCUCUUCUGUGUAUUUGUUAAUAAUCCAAAGACAAAUUUCUUUGUGACACCACAGCACAUUGACAGAGAGAGUUUCCCAUUGCUGGUUUCACAGUUUGGCAGAGGUUCUUUUAAUCGCCCUUUGGAGCGGCAAAGCAGCGAAUGGCCUGAAACAUUAUCCAAAGCUUCCUAUCAGGUUGGUGACCAGAUCAAAGUUAUCCUGUUGGAAUCGUUUUCACUGGGCAUUUUGCGGCAGCCGACAGCAUUGACAGGAGGAGAGUGCACUGACAGGAAUCCGGUUGGUUUUCUGCAGGAUCGUAGCACCACUUGUACCCGGAAUGUUAUAAAUCUGACUGAUAGUUGCGAUACGCUGGCGUCACUGAAUGCCGUCAAGUAUUAUGAGAAGAUGUACUUAUUAUUGACUCCGAAUAUUACCUUUGUGGAGAACUGGAUGAAUGAAGUGAAUGGGACGAAGCAACAAUUGUGGAACAAAGAAGCAAAUCAUACAGUUCGUAUUUCAGUUGUCAAUGAAAGUGUGCUCCCACCGUGGUUGUCGAACAACGAAUGCAUGAACGUCGUGUCAGAGGUGACCUAUCACAUCAUGCACGAUGGAAAUAAAGGGAUUGUUGGUGCCAAAGCAGCCUUUCGCUUCAUUAAUGUCUCCUUCUCUGACUCCAAGAUCCAGCAGAGAUUUAAUGUUUUCUUCCUAAGGAUGAAGGAAAGUAUACCAGCAAAGAGACGGAGUGGGAAUCCUGGAUACCUGAAAGGAAAACCCAUCCUGGCCUUCAAUGGUGAAGAAGCUGCAAGCCUGACAAUCCUGAAGAGUAGCAGUGACGGGUCCUGUUCUCCAUCAUUUCGGUCCGACGUACUAUUUCAGUACAACAUGAGAGCCGAUUGUUUGCACAGUUUCGAGUCUGGACGUACGUGUAGUGAUCUCCAGAUGAACAUCAACUCGCUGCUCCUCGGGAAUGAUCCACCCGACUCCCUCGGCAUUCUGGGCAAUGCCAGCGGUAGAAAUCCGGAAAGUCUGACCAAGAUCAUCAGCCCAGUGCCCGAGGCUUUGAAUGUGAACUGUCAGUCCAGUUGCACCCUGGCUACUGCUUUAGAGAUUCAGAUUCUGUGGGCAAACCUGGGCCCUAUCGCCAAUCCCCAGGCAGCAGUGUUAGGUGCCCGUUUCCAUUACCAGAAGCAAGAUGUACAGUGUUCAUCUAGCAGUGUAACUCUGAAAACCUUUGUGACCUUCGUUGAUACAACGCGAUAUCCGCCAGCACCGAGAGACCAACCAACCAUUGAGCAGAAGCUGCCAUUCGAUUUCUUCUAUCCCUUCAAGGUCUACAGUAGCGGAAUGCGCGUGUGUUCAGCAUCGAUACUUGGUACAGUUGGCAGUGUCUUUCUGACAGGAUUUCUGGCUCAGCGCUGAAGUUCCAGCACACAGAUUGACCUCAUGUCAAGCCCAUUUCAAAACCGGUGGGAACAGGAUUUUGAUCUGGUGGUAGUCAGCAGCAAACUGAGUGGAGUGGCUGUCACUGUGUCCUGAUCUGGAAUUCAGGGAGAAACACUCACUGUCUCUGCGUUGGGAUUAGAGGAUUAGCUCUCGCUGGUUCUUGAACUUUGAUUAGGUAUCAGCUUUCAUUGUCUCUCCACUGUGACAAUGUUUCACUGUCCCUGAACUGGCUUUAGGUGAAUAAAGGGCAUGCAUCUGUAUUCAGGAAUUAGCUGGUACUCGUUCCUGAAUUUGGAAAAGUGAUGUAAUUGUCACUGUCCUCCAACUGGGAUCAGGGGAGUAGCUCUCACUGUCCCUCCAUUGGGAUUAGGAUAAAGGUCUUACUGGUUCUUCCACUGGGAUGUGUGGAGUUACUUUCACUGUGCCUCUCCUGGGAUGAGAUCAGUAGAUCUCUCUCUCUCUCUCUCUCUCUCUCUCUCUCACUCACACUCACUCUCUGUCUCACACAUCUCUCUCACUCACACAUCUCUCUCUCUCACUCAGUCUGUCUCACUCUCUCUCUCUCUCUCUGCACUGAGACCAGGGAGUGUGUAACUCUCACUGGUCUCUUGACUGGGAUGAGGGGAGUAACUUUCACUGGUUCCUCCAUUAGAAUGAGGGGAGUAUGUCACAUUCUUCCCACACUAGGAUUAGAGGAUUAUUUUUCAUUGGUUCCUCUAGUGGGAGGAGGGGAAUAACUCUUAAUGUCCUUCCAUGGGGAUGUGGGGAGUGAAUCACAUGGUUUUUCUAAUGGAAUGAGGGGAAUAGCUUUCACUGUCCCCUCCAGUUGGAUUAGCAAGGUAAAAACAAUGACUGCAGAUGCUGGAAACCAGAUUCUGGAUUAGUGGUGCUGGAAGAGCACAGCAGUUCAGAUAGCAUCCG
Messenger RNA from Hemiscyllium ocellatum (epaulette shark), 3263 nucleotides. RefSeq names its product tectonic-3-like. The transcript is spliced from 16 exons. The record is from RefSeq and is a predicted model, not a curated record. Bases 9 to 2318 code for a protein of 769 amino acids. Gene Ontology annotation, biological process: smoothened signaling pathway; cilium assembly. NCBI's taxonomy places the organism in Eukaryota, Metazoa, Chordata, Chondrichthyes, Orectolobiformes, Hemiscylliidae.